GUUCUUAAAGAUAGUUCUUUGGCAGAUUGUACAUCUGGGUUUUAUGCCUAACUGAUCACAAACCAACUCCCUUUAGUUAUUUAUUUUAAUUUUUCCUUAUAAAAAGGUUGAAACUUUGAAGUGACUUGGAGAUAAGGGAGAAGAAAGGGGGGAAGAAUAGAAAGAAAGACAACUCAAAGACAAAGUGGUGCUGCUUUGGUUGAUUGGCUUGGUUGUUGAUAUGCAAGACAAUGGUGUUGCAAAGGGCUCGUCGGGUUUCAGUAGUUUUAUAAGGAGAAAGCAUGUUGAUUCAGUUCUGGUUAGGAGAGAAGGUGGCCAACAGUUGGCUAAGAAACUCUCUGUUAUUGACCUCGUUGCUAUUGGGGUAGGAGCAACGAUUGGAGCUGGAGUAUAUAUUCUUGUUGGAACUGUUGCUAGAGAGCAAACAGGCCCAGCUCUUACCAUUUCGUUCCUUAUUGCUGGAAUAGCAGCUGCUCUCUCAGCAUUUUGUUAUGCAGAACUUGCAUGUCGGUGCCCAUCAGCUGGAAGUGCCUAUCAUUACACAUACAUCUGCAUAGGAGAAGGUGCUGCAUGGUUGGUCGGUUGGGCAUUGAUUCUAGAAUAUACGAUUGGAGGUUCAGCUAUUGCUCGAGGGCUAACCCCAAACCUGGCCCUAUUCUUUGGAGGUGAAGAUAAGUUGCCUUCUUACUUGGCCCGCCACACCAUCCCCGGGCUUGGUAUUGUUGUGGAUCCAUCUGCAGCUAUUUUGGUUCUUCUUGUCACUGUAAUCUUGUGCAUGGGGAUCAAGGAGAGUUCUUUGGCCCAAGCCAUUGUUACAACAGUGAAUAUAUGUGGUAUGCUUUUUAUCAUAACAGUUGGAGGAUAUUUGGCUUUCAAGACUGGAUGGAUUGGAUAUGAACUUCCUAGCGGGUAUUUCCCCCUUGGUUUAAAUGGGAUGCUUGCUGGAUCUGGUAUAGUGUUCUUUUCAUUCAUUGGCUUUGAUGUUGUUGCUAGCACAGCUGAAGAGGUGAAAUUUCCUCAGCGAGAUUUGCCGCUAGGUAUAGGGAUUGCUUUGUCUAUAUGUUGCAUUUUGUACAUGCUCGUGUCAGUUGUUAUUGUUGGCUUGGUGCCAUACUUUGCACUGGAUCCAGACACUCCUAUCUCUUCAGCGUUUGCUUCCCAUGGGAUGCAAUGGGCAGUGUACGUUAUCACAACUGGGGCUGUAACUGCUCUUUGUGCAAGUUUAAUGGGUUCACUUCUUCCACAGCCUCGGAUGUUUAUGGCAAUGGCUAGGGAUGGAUUGUUACCAUCUUUCUUCUCAGACAUUAGUGAACGCACCCAAGUUCCAGUGAAGAGUACAUUGGCAAUUGGGAUUCUUGCUGCAGCCCUCUCUUUUUUUAUGGAUGUCUCACAGUUAGCAGGCAUGGUUAGCGUGGGUACCCUUCUUGCAUUCACUGCCGUUGCAGUUUCAGUGUUAAUACUUAGAUAUGUUCCACCAGAUGAGGUGCCUCUUCCAUCUUCACUUCAUGAGUCUUUUGGUACAUUGUCUACGCAAAGUGGUGAUAUUCAGGAGGUAGCCAUUCUGAACUUUAAGGAUUAUGUCAAUCAUUCUGACAAUAGUCAACAUUUGAUUGACAAUGGAGGGAGAUCAAUUGCACGCCCUCUUCUUCAGAAACAAAUAACUCAAGAUGAACAGAGUGAACAAAAGAGACGGAGAAUCGCAGCUUGGAGUAUAACGGCUGUUUGCAUAGGGGUCCUUGUAUUUACAUCUGCAGCCUCAUUUGAACUUCCUAGACUUCUGCGCUUCACAUUUUGCACAGUGGGGGGAGGUCUUCUAUUGUGCAGUUUGAUUGUUCUAACUUGUAUAUCCCAGGAUAACGCGAGGGACAGCUUUGGACACUCAGGAGGUUUUAUCUGCCCAUUUGUUCCAUAUUUACCUGUUGCUUGCAUUCUUGUCAACACGUACUUGUUAGUUAAUCUAGGGGGCGGCACAUGGAUCCGUGUUUCUGUAUGGCUACUUGCAGGAGAAUUAGUUUAUUUAUUUUAUGGUCGGGGACACAGUUCACUGAUGAACGCGGUUUAUGUUCCUACUGCUUAUGCUGAUGAGAUACAUCGCUCCUCAUCCAGCCAUCUGGUGUAGACUUUAUUUAAGGAAACAUCACAAACAACUUGCUUCCAUUUUACAAGAAGCACUCUCAGUUGCAUCUUUGCUGUCAUUUCUUAUUACACAUGCUCAAUUGGUCGACGAUUAUCGAUAUCAUGUCUUGAAGGUGUAGUAUUGGUGGAAUUGGAGCCAUUUGAAUUUCUAAUAGUAACUUGUAAAUAUAUAGCUUACACCUCAAUAAUUUUUGUAUUAAUAGCAGAACAUUAUGAAAAUGAAAUAGUAGCUAGAAUAAUUGUAUGUACAUAACAAUGAAACUGUUAAAUCUAUGAUUCAUCUCUAAUCUAUAGCUUUUACUUUGAAAGCUAUUCUCUUGA
Jatropha curcas is the source of this 2457-nucleotide messenger RNA. RefSeq names its product cationic amino acid transporter 4, vacuolar. The record is from RefSeq and is a predicted model, not a curated record. Gene Ontology annotation, molecular function: amino acid transmembrane transporter activity. Gene Ontology annotation, biological process: amino acid transport; transmembrane transport. Gene Ontology annotation, cellular component: membrane. Lineage: Eukaryota; Viridiplantae; Streptophyta; Magnoliopsida; Malpighiales; Euphorbiaceae.